This is a messenger RNA of Rhineura floridana, 6378 nucleotides long. RefSeq names its product DEAD-box helicase 55 (gene DDX55). Gene Ontology annotation, molecular function: ATP binding; RNA helicase activity; nucleic acid binding. Gene Ontology annotation, cellular component: nucleolus. Lineage: Eukaryota; Metazoa; Chordata; Lepidosauria; Squamata; Rhineuridae. The transcript has 14 exons. The coding region runs from base 114 to 1907 and encodes 597 amino acids. The record is from RefSeq and is a predicted model, not a curated record.
CACAAGUUCUGUUUCCGGAACGGCCGUUUGAAGAACCGGACGCGUCCAUGUGUGGGACCUGAGAAGAGGCGGAUGUGGGUUCACAGCCGCCCUAGAAGAGGGGACCGUGCAAGAUGGAGACGGUGACGGAGGGGACGUGGGAUUCCCUGCCUGUCAAGUUCAGCCCCGGCGUUGUGCGGGCCUUGCAGGAGCUGGGCUUUUCUCACAUGACCCCUGUACAGUCUGCAACUAUUCCUUUGUUCAUGACAAAUAAGGAUGUGGCAGCUGAAGCGGUAACUGGCAGUGGCAAAACAUUAGCUUUCAUUAUUCCCAUGAUAGAAAUUCUUCUCCGACGGGAAGAAAGGCUCAAGAAAAUGCAGGUUGGCGCUAUUGUCAUCACACCCACAAGAGAGCUUGCCGUUCAAAUAGACGAAGUGAUAUCCUACUUCACAAAGUAUUUUCCCCAGUUUAGCCAAUGCCUUCUAAUUGGUGGAAAUAAUCCUAUGGAAGAUGUAGAAAGAUUCAAAGAACAAGGUGGAAACAUCCUUGUAGCCACUCCAGGUCGUUUGGAGGACAUGUUCAGGAGGAAGUCAGAGGGGCUGGAUUUGGCCAGUUCUGUGAAAUCGCUUGAUGUCCUGGUCUUGGAUGAAGCAGACCGGCUUCUGGAUAUGGGCUUUGAAGCAAGUUUAAAUUCCAUUCUGGACUUUUUGCCCAAGCAGAGACGGACUGGACUCUUUUCGGCAACUCAGACCCAAGAGGUUGAGAACCUGGUGAGAGCGGGCCUCCGGAACCCGGUCCGCAUCUCAGUGAAGGAGAAGGGAAUGUCAUCGACCAACACCCAGAAGACCCCCACACGGCUCCAAAACUACUACAUGAUCUGCAAGGCAGAUGAGAAAUUUAACCAGCUGGUCCACUUCCUUCGUCAGCACAAACCAGAAAAACAUAUUGUCUUUUUCAGUACCUGUGCUUGUGUGGAGUAUUAUGGGAAGGCUUUGGAAUCCUUGAUUAAGAACGUGAAAAUAAUGUGCCUCCACGGGAAAAUGAAACACAAACGGAAUAGGAUCUUCACAGAAUUCCGGAAACUUCCAAGUGGCAUUCUGGUUUGCACCGAUGUGAUGGCCCGGGGCAUUGAUAUUCCAGAAGUCAACUGGGUUCUACAAUAUGAUCCUCCAAGCAAUGCAAGUGCCUUCGUGCAUCGCUGUGGCCGCACUGCACGCAUCGGCCACUUGGGCAGCGCACUUGUCUUCUUGCUUCCCAUGGAAGAAGCCUAUGUCAAUUUUCUAGCCAUUAACCAAAAGUGUCCCAUGCAGGAAACAAAACUGCAGCAUAAUGUGGCCAAUGUCCUGCCGAAGGUGAAGUCUCUAAGUUUGGCUGACAGAGCUGUCUAUGAGAAAGGGAUGAAGGCGUUUGUAUCUUACGUGCAGGCUUAUGCUAAACACGAAUGCAACCUGAUCUUUCGGGUAAAAGACCUGGACUUUGCCAGCCUGGCCCGAGGUUUUGCCUUGCUGAAGAUGCCAAGGAUGCCAGAACUGAAAGGCAGGUCCUUCUCAGAGUUCACACCUGUCGAUAUUAACACAGACUCAAUUGCGUUCAGGGACAAGAGCAGAGAAAAACAGAGGCAAAAGUGGCUUGAGCAACGAAAGAAAGAGUUGCAGGAGCAAGAAGGGCAAAGGAAAUUCACCAGGAAUAAAGCCUGGUCCAAGCAGAAAGCCAAGAAGGAGAAGAAGAAGAAAAUGACAGCCAAACGGAAAAGAGAGGAAGGUUCUGAUGUGGAGGAUGACGAUAUGGAGGAGCUCCUGAAUGACACCCGGCUCUUGAAAAGGUUGAAGAAGGGCAAAAUCAGUGAGGAAGAGUUUGAGAAGAAGCUGCUGUGUGGUGUGAACGAAGCCCAGAGGGGAGAUGCGGGGGAAGGAGACUCUGACAGAUGAAACAGCUGGACACUGCUUCAUAUCUUUAAAACUUUUGCACCAAAUGCCAUUUUGCUCUUUGAUGUUGGCACUGUUGGGGUCUUACGAUACAGCAGCCUUUCCCGACCAGAUCCUCUCCAGAUGUUUUGGACUACAACACCCAUCAGCCCUAGCCAGCACAGCUGUCAAUUGGGGGAGCAUUGGGCGCCACCUCAUACUGAGCCAGACCAUUGGUCCGUCUACUGUGACAGGCAGCAGCUCUCUAGGAUGUCAGGCAAGGUAGAGUUCCUGCUUCAUGUGAUUCUUUUCACUGGAGGUGCCAGGGAUUGACCUUGGGGACCAUCUCAGUGCAAAGCACGGGCUCUGCCAGUAAGCUAUAAAUUAAGACCACUUCCCCAUGUUAAGAUUUUUGGCCACCUGACAGCUCCACCCGGCCCUCCCUGUGUCACAACUGUUGUUGCUGUUACUAUUUAGUAGAUUUAUUAGUCGCUUGUUACCCGAAGGUUUCCAAGCAACACUGUGAAAAACCAAAAUAAUCUAUCAUACCAUAAAACAAAAUAAUAAAACAACAACAACCUCCCAUACGUGUUAGAAAGGUUUUCCUAUAUCAGCAGUUUCUGUAUGAAUAGGGGUGGGAUUAUCAGAAACAUCAGAAGGGCCUUGCUGGAUCAGGCCAGUGGCCCAACUAGGCUGUCAAUCUGUUCCCACAGUGGCCAACCUGAUCCCACCUGGAAACCCACAAGUAGGGACCUGAGUGCAAGAGCGCUCUCCCCUCUUGGGGUUCCCAGCAACUGGCAUUCACAGGCAUGUACUGCCUCUGGCAGUGGAUUCAUUGGGGAGUGGUGACUGAACAAGAACAGCCACCAGCUGAAAGCAUCCAAUAGUGACAGUGAAUGGUGACAUCCUGUGCCCCCUCCAUCCACACUCACAAAUGAGAAACACCCCCCCCCCCAAUCACAUCAGGUUUGUAAAAGUGGCAUGCAAUGACCAACCUACUUUUCAGUUUAUAACACGAUGCACCAGGAGUAGGAAACCUUUUUUAUUUUUUAGCCUGAGGGCAGCACUCCCUUCUGGGGGCCGCAGGUCAGUGUGGGGUGUGGCCAGAGGCAAAAGUGGGCAAAACAAUGGGUGCGGCUUACCAGUGUGCUGCCCAGUCCUGCAAAAGCCAGAGGCUUCUGUGCACGCCCACCUCUCCAUCCAGGCGAGCACAAGGUACCGUCACCAUUUCAAGAGACUGUCCAGCCAGGCAAGAGCACGCAAGGGAGGUGCAGAGCAGGGACAGUGAAGGGUGUGGCCUGGGGGCAGUCUGGAAGGCUGGACAGAUAGGUCCGGACGACUACAUGCCAUCCUCACACCUACAGCUUCCCACCCUUGACAGACUGCUUGGGCCCCAACUGUCUGCAAGGCCACCUCCUUCCUUACAGACCCUCUCCUGUGUUAAGAUGGGUGCGGUGGGUGGGGGGCUUUGGGCAGUUUUGCCGCCCUCAGAAAUACUGGGGUAGCAGCAUUUAUACAAAAAAGGCAUAAAAUAUAUUUUAAAAAAUUGUUUUAGUUUCUUAUUUUUUUACUUGAUUUUAUAUUGUACAUCCACAUUGUUGUAACCCACCCUGGGACCUUAUGAUGAAAGGUGGGUAAGAAAUCCUAUAAUAAAAUAAAAUGCAAUGGGAGGUGCCAGGGACUGACCUUCCACAAGCAAAGCAUGUGCUCUGCCACUAAUCUACAGACCUUCCCUACUCAGGGCGAUAGCUUAGUCUCCCAUCCCAUCAUAUCCACCCCCUGAUAAGCAGCUUGUAGGCCUAGCAAUAUGGUGUACAAACAUAUCCCUUACACAUCCAAUUACUGAUGCUUCCCAUAGUGGGAGUAAAGCACCAGCGCAUGUUACAAGUGACCUAAAGCAAUGGGGGGGCAAUAGAAUGGCAAUAUAUUCUUCCCUCUUCCGAUUCCUCCUCCAAAGUGUUUGUAGUUCUUGCAGGAUUUGCUCCCCCUUUUUUCGCUUCUCUUCCGGUCUUUGUUCUCAGUGAGUAAUGGCUCUCUAAGUGAAGACCGCAUGGCUGCAGAGUCAACCAAUCCUUGUUUUAUCUCCAUUCUCCUCCCUGCUGAGUUCUAUAAGGAGCAACACUGAGACUAAGGAGGAGGAGGAAGAGGAAGAUGAAGCUGACAAGCAGUCCCAGGCCCUAGCUUGGUUGUAAGAGCGCAGGUAGGUGAGGGCUAGCUGUGGGCAGACUGAGCUUGGUGGGGCAGUAUCUCAUUCGCCCUGAUGGAUGAUCCUACAUAAGAAGAGCCCCAUUGGAUCAGACCAAAGAUCCAUCAGUCCAUCAUUCUGUUCUCACAGUGGCCAACCAGAUGCCUAUGGGAACCCCCAAGCAGGACCUGAGCACAUCAGCACUCUCCCCACUUGUGAAUCCCAGCAACUAGUAUUCAGAGGCAUCCUGCAACAGCGGAAGUAGAACAUAUCCAUUGUGGCUAUUGGUCACUGUUUGAUUGUUGCCAAACAGCCUCUAGUAGUGUCCACAAAUGGAGUCCUCUAUUUGAAGGCGUCUUCCAUUUGAGGGUUCUCCAGUCUAAAUCUGGUUCAAAGAGAAGGAAUUAUAAAAAGGAAAAGCAGGAGCCUUAAAGUUGCCCUUCGGCAGUUAACAGCACCUGGUCAGCAAACUGAGCAGGCACCCAGGUCUCCUGCUCACAGUCUUCCCCUCUAUGGUGAGAUGUAUUGCAUUUCUAUUUAAAUUAGAGUAGUUAUGUCUAAAUUGGUAGCUAUACUUACAAGUUACCAUAUGCAAACUGGUAUUUAUUUUUGGUUAUGCAGAUCCUCAAUUUUGGCAAUGUGUAGCUGGCCAACCUAGCCUCUAGUGGGGGACUUUAUCCUGGAACAAAGCUAUGUGGGGAAUUUAAACAGUGGCCCACCCGGGGUGGGAUAGAGUGAGUGGGGGUCCUAUGCAGGCCCUGUCAGGGCCUUGUGGCAAAUGGAAACAAUUAUUUGGCAUCAGAUCCCCCCCAUUUCCUACAUAAUUACAGUAUAACCACCCACAUGUAUCAGUUUAGUUGUUGCUUUUUAAAAUGUUUUUUAUUGAAAACAUGGUGCAUAUGAAGCACUAAACUUUAGUGACUAAAGGUCACGUUCAAGAUACAACAGGCAUCCAUUCAGUUUUGAGGCCCUGAAUGUUUCCUGGAUUCAGCCUACCUUCCCUGUCCACGUCUUGCUCCGUUGGAGGGUCACUGAUGUUAAUUGUGAAGUUCACUAUUUUAGUAAUCCAGAUGGUCCUCCAGUUGCUGAAGCAAAAUGAAUAGGUUCCAUUCUUCUGGGCAAUAAAGGUUACAUUCCCGCUGUCCACUCUCUCUAGAGUGUAAAUAUACAUAGGGUCAGGCCCAGCUAUCUGGAACAAGAAAAGGAACCCGCUACUCUUUGGCAUUUUUUUAAUCCAGUGGUUCCCAAAUUUGUUUUCCUGCACGGCCCACUUGAAAAUUGCUGAUGGCUUGGCGGACCCUUGAACGAUUUUUCUGUCUGGAGUAGCAAUUGUAAUCUGCUGUGCCAGAUACUGUAUGAUUUUUAACUCAUGUUUGUAUUGCUUCAUUUAUUUCUUAGAUUAUAAAAUAAAAUGUAAGAAAUACAAGAAGCAAUAUAAAAAUAAAAUUAAAAAUCUGUGUGGGAGAUACAGUUAAAUACAAAUUUAAUGGAAAUUUGGUUUCAGCAAGUGGGGGAAUUGGGCUUUAUGGCAAAACUGACUAACAAACUGCAAGAGAGAAAGCGUAAGUCAGACAUGCGCUGUGCUGUUUGGUUUAGCUUUUCUGGAUAUGCUGCGAUGAAGGAACAUGGAUACAAAGCACCAACAUCCUAUGGUGACCUAAGGAAAGACACUUUUAUUUGAUGGACAUUGUGAAGUGAUAAGUUUUUUUUUUAAUGAACAAAAAGCUAGACUAAUCUGUGGGGGUGGAAGGAGGGUCAUGUAUUACUGGAAUUCUUAAAAAAUAAAAGUUUAAGAUAUCAUCACGAAUAUUUAAUGUGGACAUGCCAUGGACCACCUGAAUGAUGCUCAUGGACUGCUGGUGGUCCAUGCACCAUACUUUGGAAACCGUGUUCUAAUCCGCAUAAUUUGCAUCGCACCCUUUCCCCACUUCCAAAGAAUUUGGUAGUCCCUUAUAUUCUCCCUCGCAUUUCAGUGAAACAGUCCUUGAUUCUUUGCUUUUCACAUCAAGGGAAUGAAGGCAGAGAGGCAACUUGCACAAGGGAUGUGACAAGUCCAGGGCAAAGGGAAGACUCCAAAGUGCUGCUGAACCUCUGAGAUUCAAGUCAUUCUUUAAUGUACAGUAACAUCUGAAACUGGAUGGAUAGGAUUAGGUGUUGUGAAGGUUGGUGCCCAGUUAGAAAAACAAACACGACAUUCCUUUAGCAAAGAAGAAUCAUCUGCUUUAACUUUAUUGCUAUGAUAGCUUCCGAAUGAAUGUCAUGUUUUUAAACUGUAAUCAAAACAGGCUUAAAAUUGGCAGACUUCUGAUG